This is a messenger RNA of Rhopalosiphum maidis (corn leaf aphid), 1440 nucleotides long. RefSeq names its product alpha-tocopherol transfer protein-like. The record is from RefSeq and is a predicted model, not a curated record. Lineage: Eukaryota; Metazoa; Arthropoda; Insecta; Hemiptera; Aphididae. Gene Ontology annotation, molecular function: phosphatidylinositol bisphosphate binding. The coding region runs from base 243 to 1175 and encodes 310 amino acids. Gene Ontology annotation, cellular component: membrane. The transcript has 6 exons.
UCGGACACUGUUCGAUUACAAGUUGUUAACGAUACGGCGACGGUGACGACGACUACGACGACGGUGACCACCGAAGAGUACCCCUGCAAACAUAUAUACAUAUCAUCAGUUACAGACAUAUAAAAUCAAUAUCAAUCUCGUCACCGACUCGCAGAUCUCGUCCGAAACCGUAUCGCGGAGACCUGCACCAAAGGUAGUCUAAGUAUAAACAUUUGGCCGAAAUUCAGAUCGCAAUAACAGAAAUGGCCACAAAAACCUUAUUGUUACCCACACCGGACAAGUUGAAGGAAAUUUACCAGGACCUAGGCACGACCGAAGAAAAGGUUAACGCUGACGUUCUGACCAUCAUGGAAUGGAUGCGUAAACAGCCACAUCUCCCUAACCCCGACGUUGAUGAACGAAGAAUUCGUUUGUUCUUAAUUCUAUGCAAAAACAGUUUGGAGAGGACCAAAGAGUCUUUGGAUCAAUAUUAUACAUUAAAGUCAAUGGUUCCAGAAUUUUUCGGUAACAGAGAUCCUACGGCUGAACCACUCUUGAGAUCGAUGAAAACAUCGCUUUUCAUUCCUUUGCCAAAACUGACGCCAGAAGGCUACAGGAUCUCAUUAAGUCGUAUCAGAUGCCCAGAAAUCGAUAAUUUCGAAUUCGCGGACUACGUCAAGGUCAACUUUAUGUCCAUCGAUAUUAGACUGUCUAAAUUAGAUAUGUUCAAAAAGGAAAUAUUCGUCUUCGACUUAAAAGAUAUCACCAUGGCUCAUCUGACCGCUAUGCUACCUCAAAUGAAGAAGUUCGUUUACUGUGCAACAACGGCCUAUCCGUUACGGAUUCAAGAAAUCCACAUACUAAACAUGCCGAGCUACGCUCAAACGAUGGUCAACAUGGUUUUGGGUGUUUUGAAAAAGAAAAUUGCCAACAGAAUUAAAAUCCACAACGGAAUUGAAGACCUGAAGAAGCACAUUGGUUCGGACAUCCUUCCACUGGACUAUGGUGGUUCAUUCCCAAAAACUAGCGAAGAAUUAAUCGUUGACUGGCAGGAAGAAUUGAUGAAACACAGAGAUUGGUAUCUGUCUCAAAAUUCGGUUAUUUGUGAUGAAAACAAAAGAACAAAGAAACCCUGCGUUAAGGUGAACAUGCUGGCUGGAGUUGAAGGCUCAUUUAGAAAGCUCGAAGUAGACUAAAAUUUGUGUGUUUCAUAUUUCAUAGAAAUAAUGUUUUUUUUUUAGUUAGUGAAUUGAUUUAUUUUUAUUUUAAUUUUAAGUUAAUCCGACAUAGACUCAAUAGGUUAUAUAUACAGUGUUUAGUUUUGGUCGGCGAUAAAAACUUGUGUUUUUUUUUUUUUUUAUGUACUUUAUGCAUAAUGGUGUAAGUCAAUCUUUCAUUAUAUUUUAAAUAGUAACUGUACAAUUGUAUGUGAAAAAAAAUAUAGUUUAUACUAUUCUUAAC